AUGGAGGCUUCAGGGCCACCCCAGGCCAGGAGGUGCUGCCCUGAGGCCCUGGGGAAGCUCUUCCCUGGCCUCUGCUUCCUCUGCUCCCUAGUGAUCUAUGCGCUCGUGGGUGCUGCACUCUUCUCUGCCAUUGAGGGCGGCCAGGUCCUGGGGAUGGCAGAUAACCAGGAGUUUGAGGAGUUCUUGGAGGGGCUCUGCAGGAUCUUGACCUGCAACAGAACAGUUGUGGAAAGCAGGAAACAGGACCUCCGGGAGCAGCUGCGGAAGGUGAAGCCCCAGUGGUUUAGCAGGUCCUCAGACUGGUCCUUCCUGGGCUCGCUCUUUUUCUGCUGCACUGUAUUCAGCACCGUGGGUUAUGGCUAUAUCUACCCUGUCACCAGGCUGGGCAAGUACCUGUGCAUGCUCUAUGCUCUUUUUGGCAUCCCCCUAAUGUUCCUGGUCCUCAUGGACAUGGGCGACAUCCUGGCACCCAUCUUAUCUGCAUGUUACAGUUGGUUCCGGAAACUCCCUUUCUUCACCUGCAAUCCCUCCAAGGGGUGCUCUGAACGGCUCUGCCGGAGGACGCCUGCCACCAAGUCUGCUGACAAAGCUGUCCCUUCAAUCGUCGUCGAUGCUGAAGAGCUCCCGGGCCCCUCACCUGACAAAUGUGCUUCAGCCCCAAGCUGCAACACAGAGCUGUUUGAGAGAUUUCUGGAACGAGAGAAACAGAACACACUGCAAGUGCCCCCGCCGACCAGGGAGAGGAGCAACUCGUGUCCCGAACUGGUGUCAGGGAGACUCUCAGUCUCUCUCAUCAGCAAACUGGAUGAGGUUGGGCAGCAGGUGGAGAGCCUGGAUGUCCCCUUCCCUGUCAUCGCCCUGGUGGUUUUUGCCUACAUUUCCUGUGCAGCUGCCAUCCUCUGCUUCUGGGAGAAACAGCUGGGCUUUGAGGAUGCCUUCUAUUUCUGCUUUGUCACACUGACCACCAUUGGGUUUGGGGAUAUUGUGUUAGAACACCCUAACUUCUUCCUGUUCUUUUCCAUUUAUAUCAUCAUUGGGAUGGAGAUUGUGUGCAUCGCUUUCAAGUUGGUGCAAAACAGGCUGAUUCACGUCUACAAACAGCUCAUGCUAUUCUUUGCAAAAGGGAAGUUUUACCACCUUGUGAAAAAGUGA
Molecule: messenger RNA, 1152 nt
Organism: Galeopterus variegatus (Sunda flying lemur)
Lineage: Eukaryota; Metazoa; Chordata; Mammalia; Dermoptera; Cynocephalidae
Gene: KCNK18
Product: potassium channel, subfamily K, member 18
Exons: 3
Coding region: 1-1152 (383 amino acids)
Biological process (GO): stabilization of membrane potential; potassium ion transmembrane transport
Cellular component (GO): membrane
Molecular function (GO): potassium ion leak channel activity
Source: RefSeq, a predicted model, not a curated record